Molecule: messenger RNA, 1191 nt
Organism: Parastagonospora nodorum SN15
Lineage: Eukaryota; Fungi; Ascomycota; Dothideomycetes; Pleosporales; Phaeosphaeriaceae
Exons: 1
Coding region: 1-1191 (396 amino acids)
Source: RefSeq, a predicted model, not a curated record
AUGGCAGAUAUCCCACCCUACCCGCUCUACAACAGGACCUACAACCUGUACCGCCUGUCCCCACUGCACCACGGCGACACCCCGCUCCUGACUGAUGGCAGUCUGCACGUGCACGCGAAAAGGCUCAAAGAGCAGUUGAAAGGCGACAAUGUGCGCGGGGUGCAGGUCGACUUCGCGGCCGCUGAAGACACUGCCAAGCUCGGCCCGCUCGAGGAGUGCAGCUGGGAGACGAUAGGAGACGAGGACGCCUGGAUCGACCGACAUCGCCAGUCAAUCGAGCCCGACGCGUCGCAGCUAUCGCCCGCCCCCAGUCCCGGCCGGGCACGUGGUAUCGACGUGAGCCUCGAGUACGAGAAGCAGUCGUACAAUGCGCUCCUGCUGCGCGACCCGGGCGCGACUUCCUCGCCGGAUGGCUUUACUUCGCUGCCCCUGCUACUGGUCAAGAUGCCCGGACCGGUGCGCGAGAUAUUCCUCAACUACCUGCGCACCGCCUUCGACGCCCAUGUCGCGCCCUUGAGACUGCCGUCGUCCUUCAUCACCUCCAGUCUCGAGACCUACUUCAAGCACCUAUCAGCGAGUACCUCCACACAGUCCAUCCAGGACGUCGUACGCCAGCUGCACAUUCAGCUGGCCUUCCCCACAACGACAACUCUGCUCAAGCACAUAGACAUGACGAUUGCAGGGACAGAUGUGCCGGGCUUUGUCGCUCGGGGCAAGGCCCUCAAGGGCGGCGCAGACAAACCCUUCACGACCGCCCUAUCGCACUAUCUGAAAGCUCACCUUGCGCUGGACAUGUCGCAUGCCAAAGCCCACAUCUCACGCAUAACGUGCAAUAGCUUUCACCUCGGGACGGAACGGCUCAAGCUCACCGCACCCGACCCGUUAGCGGACAAUUCUAUCUCGGAGGAUGUCGGACCAUCGCAGGAUAUCAGCCCAGGCCAACGCGCGGUAGAGGAAUUCUACGCCUCGUUGGUCCGAGAAGCUGCCGGCAGCGGACAGUUUCUUCCAGAGGAUUCGAUACAAGACCAAAGAGAUGACACGCCCUCGUCAACCACGAGCGCUAGAGUCGGCAGGAAGAAGAGAGCUAUCAGCAAUGCGGCAGCCAUUGACUCAUAUCGGAAGAAGGCAAAGGGCAAAGGAAAGGAAAAUGGCAGAGCAGUCAACGGCAGCGACAGCAUGGUGGACAUUUAG